ACGCCAGCUCAGUGUGUAGUAGCCAGUUCACUCUCCGACUGCACACCAUACCCGCUUUUCCUGCUGGCAUGAGCGAACCCCGCUAACCAGAUCGCUAGCUUGUGGUACCCAGUCCUCGCGGGCAUUUGAUACCCACUCUACAAUGUCUGCCACUACAUACUUAAAAUUCGCAGUCGCUGUGAAAGAUGUUCUCGUGGCUUUGGUGGAAAAAGCGCCCGAUAUUAUCAAAGCCUUAAAGGAGGAUGGCAGCGGGAAGGUGAAACAGGAACACGAGGAUCUUGCACAGGACAUAUGCGCCCUUCGGAAGGAACAAGACCGGACUUCAGAGAAAAUCAACGCCUUAGUUGAGAGCCAAGAAAAAUUGAACAAAACCCUCGAGCUGCUGAUAAGACUGCUGACAGCGCUAGAUAGCCUGCCGUCAGGGACUUCGCGAGACCUGCGAGAGAGCAUUCGCGACGUCUUGGGUCAAGGAGGCCUCCGCCAGGACUCAGGCGCGCGUGUGCACGAGGAAAAUUUUUAUUCGUCAGAUCAGCAUUAUGAGAACAGCUCUGAAAACCAGGCUCCCUCAGGGCUAACCUGUGCAGUCUGCAGGUCGACCUACAACGCGCACGAUCGUCGUCCGCUUAUCUUCUCCAGCUGCGGCCACACCUUCUGCGAGGAAUGCCUUAGGACGGAGAACCGCAAGAGUGUGUUCCGGUGCCCUUCUUGCCGGCAGGACCGCGACCAGUUCUGGACGCUGAAGCCUAACUUCGCGCUGCUCGACCUGCUCGAAGCGGAGAUCAGGGACGACGAAGACGACGAAGACGACCUCAAGAAGGGUCUCCGCAUGGACGACGACGACCUGCUCUCCCUCGCCCUCCACAUGUCCGCACAGGAGGCCGAGAACAAGGAGUACAGGCGUCAGGUCGCCGCCUUACUCGCGCGAGAGCCCGCUGGGGCCGGCGACGUCCCCGGAGCGGAGGGCGGCUGGCAGGAGGAGGCAGAGGGGCGUCCGGGGAAGGAGGAAGCUUACUGCCAUGAGGAACUUGAAGGUCUUGAUGGGAAAAAGCUCCGCCUUGAGAAGGAGGAGGCUGAAGGAGAGAGGAAAACAUGCUUCUGGUUGGAGGAGGAAGAAGAACUACAGCUGGCCAUGGCUAUGUCAUUAUCUCACCAGAUGAGUGAGGAAAGGCAGCAGAUUAUUAUGAUACAGAUAAAUGCGUUCCAGCAUCAUGGAGAUGAAUUGAAGCCCUAAACACACACAUACAAACACUAUGUGUGGGAAACCUUACAUUGACGGUGUGAUUAUGAGGUAACUGUGAAAUGUGCACACCUACAUUUAUAUACCAAGUACAGCUUAUCAAUAGAGCAUGUAAAAUUUAUACAUUUGUGGAAAAUUGCAAGAUAUGCAAUUUGCAAAGGGGUAACAUAUCUUUUUAAUGUUUAUUCUAGAAAAUCUAACUUCACUGUUGAACUUAAGGAACAUAAGAAUAGGUAGCCCCACUUUCAUUUAGCCUGUAUAAGAAUAUCGAGUAAAUUAUACAAAUAAGUAUUUAUCUAGCUACAUCUGAUAUCACACGGUGCACUCUCAUUGGCUAAACUGGUGAUGUCACUAGCUCCGCCCCCUUUCUUGGCCCUAACAAUUUGAAUGAUAUUUUAUUAGUGUUUUUCAAUGUAUUUUCUUUGAAAAUGGUUCACUAAUGAAAAUGGUAUAUACAGUAUAUUCAUUAUCCAUAACCAGUGAACCAUACAUGUGUAUGUGUGCGUGUUCACACACACAAACACACAUGAUGUUGCAGCAUCAUGGAAGAAAAUCAAAGCCCUAAACACACACACACACACACCAUGUUGACUGUGAUAUGAGGUAACCGGGAAUUGUGCUCACCUGUAUUUAUAUAUCAAGUACAGCUUAUCAAGAGAACAUGUAAAGUUUAUAUUAUGAUAUUCAUGGGGAAUUGCAAGACAUCUCAUGUAAUUUGAAAAGGAAAAACAUAUCCUUCUAAAGUUUAUUCUAGUAAAUCAAACUUGACUGUUGUACUAAAGGAACCUAUGAACAGGUA
Molecule: messenger RNA, 2036 nt
Organism: Penaeus vannamei (Pacific white shrimp)
Lineage: Eukaryota; Metazoa; Arthropoda; Malacostraca; Decapoda; Penaeidae
Source: RefSeq, a predicted model, not a curated record